AACAUCCCCCAUCCCCUAUUUCAAGGAUGCGAGAUGCGAGUGCUCCCCGUUGUUGACCGCUCAGCAUCGGUUUGCCCAAACAGUUUCGUGAAGGAGACAGGCAGAACGUUGCUUUAACACGGAAGAUGAGUGUACUGUGAUUAUUCGCAUCGAAGGAGCGAAAUUACGUUUAUAUACGAAGAUCUCGUGUGGAUACGCAACAAGCGUCAAUGCACGAGAUACUGAUCGAUCUUUACGAGCAAACAUGAACGGUAGAAGUAAAGUAACAAGCCUCGUGAAUAGCUGUAGGUUUCGAAUGCGAUGCCAAUCAUUUCUCGGGACAGAUGUACGACGAAAAGCAAAGGACAUGGCACAUCUGUAGAUACAAAAUGCCGGACUAGUGGAAGUUGAAGAGUAGAAACUAAAUAAAGCAGAAAGCAGUAGAAGAUAGAAAAAAAGAGUUGAUCGAAUACGUAGUGACCACAGGAGUAAAUAAAGGAUAAUGAGUCACGCUCAGCAGCAUGUACUUGCAAGCGCAAUAGUUCUUGCUCUGAUAGUGGUCUUCUGCAUCCAUGUCUUCCUGUUCCCUAUGUACACAUCCAACCCACCAGCCCGUCUCAUCAAAAUCUCGACUUACGAGCAAGCCCUGUGCCGCACGACGUUGAAGAACAUCAGAAUACCGCCGGAGUGGAGAAAUCCAUGUCCGAAAUAUGGAAUAGUUUCCGCGGUCCAAGGUGGUAGGCUUGGAAAUCAGAUCUGGGAAUAUGCCUCUGUGUGGGCAACGGCGAGGAGAACAGGCUUGGAACCGUUUAUGCCACGCUGCAUAUUGAAAACCCUCGAAGAGUACUUUGUCAAUCUCAGUAUACCACCCCUCAGCUACAUCGGAAGAUGUUACUUAGACGUUAGCCAAGUCGUGAACUCUUUGGGACAGUGGAACAGCACGGAACAGAACAUCAUUAUACCAAGACACGCGGCGUACUGGUCCCUCAUACUGGUGUGGUUGGAUGAUGUACGAAGAGAAUUUACAUUUAAGCCAAAUUUAAGAGCUUACGCGGAGAAUGUGCUGAGGGAAGUGGCCGAGGAGUUCGAGUUGCCCGAACCAACGUUUGUGAGCGUGCACGUGAGAAGAACGGACUACGUGGACUACUUGUGGCAAAAGUUGAAGGUCCGGCCCGCUCCGGUCAACUAUUACAUCACGGCAAUGGAUUACUUUAUCGGCAAGUAUAGAAACGUAGUCUUUGUAGUGACUAGCGAUAACAUAGUUUGGUGCAAGUAUAAUUUGCAUAGCAAACGACAUAGAAUCAAAUUCGUAUCCGAUAUGGAUGGAAGAGGUCCCGGAAAGGACCUCGCAGUUUUAUCGGCUUGCAAUCACAGUAUUAUAGAUUACGGUACGUACGGCUCGUUCGGGGCGAUUUUAGCCGCGGGCGAGACCGUCGUGUACAAUGUAACGACAUACUUUUCUACACUGAUUGCCGAAGUUUUGCCAAACUGGAGAAUAAUGAGUUGAACGAAAAUCAAAAGACAUUCCAUGGAUCUCAACAAAUAAUUCAUAUAUGUACAAAUACUUUAUUGGGAAUACUUUUUAUACAGAGUGGGUUUCGUUCGUUUUUACAACGCGGAGAUAUUUCUUUCGAAAUUGAAACUGCUCAAAAUUUUUCUAUGACAUAUUUUAUUAAGUGCGAGCCUUCAGACUUCUUAUUUAGUAUCUCGAUAUAUACACAGACGAACCGACAAACACAUAGUUAUUUAUUAUCUUCGAUAGUUUACUCUCGUAUCUUUUCAAUAAUAUCUAAAGAAGACAAAACCCAAAUGAAAGUGUAGCGUUAUAUUUUACAAAGUUUAUAUCAAAAUGGUAUGAGUGGAACGCCGAUAAUCGCUUAGAGACACUAUGCAUAGUUUUUCACUUAAUUACGGCACCAGUAGAUGUGAGAAAAAUGCUAGAGAAUCCGUGCACUUCGAAUAGUAUAGCUCUAAAAGGGAUAUACAGUAGGAACCUAAUAUAGAAGAGGGAUACAACGGAACAAUGGACCACUAAUGUCUAAAUAAAAAACAGAUACUUAUUUUUUUUACUACCUAUGAUUCAUAUUCAAUGUGGCUCUGAGAAAUUAAAAUAGAUUCGAGGUAUUGCUUUGACACGACGAACCAAUGAACUGAGCCUGAUAUCUAAAAAAAAAAGUAAUCUGCGAGGGAGGACUUUAUACAGUGGUCGCGGUGUUGACACAGGUUUUUGGAUAUUCAUACUAUUAUUCCCGACAUCAUAAUUUUUCGACUACUUAUUCCGUGAUAUGACGCAACAAUCGAAAAAUGGAAUCUAGCUAAAUCGCAUUACGUGUUUAGAAUUUAAAAGACAAAAAUACAAUCGUACUUGCAGAUAUACAAAAACGAAAACCAUGUAACAAUUAUGAUGUACAAUGAUUUCAACUGUGAUUCUAUUUCUUAUUGUGCCAAAUACUUAAUAUACGUAUAGAAAUGUGUGUAUAUAUGCAUACGAAUGUAUAAUUAUGUGUGUCUACAAGAAAAUAUAAUACACGCACUUAUUGAUAAGCGUGUCCAGGUAUACAUUCUGAAUAAGAUUGUGUAUCUAUACAAAAUACCAUAUAACAUUUCUGUAUGUGCAAGACGAAACGAUCAGUUUAUUUCUUCACUUAAUAAUUAAACGUUUCCAAAAAAAAAAUCAAUAGAUAAAGAUAUUCUCGAGUGAAAGGUAUUUUACAUAAUUUCAAUACGUGCAAUACGUGUAAAUAUAAAUGUUUGAAAUUUAUUAACCACGUGACCUGAUAUAUUCGGUUUGUAAUAUUUUAUAAAUUAUCUAGUAAAUGUGUCUAUGUCUAUAUAUAUAUAUAUAUAUGUUAAUAUAUCUAUAUACAUAUAAAAUUCUAUACAUAUAUAUUAUAAUAUGAAGCAUUUUCAAAUAAUAAUCGUGCCUAAUAGUUGUUUGCCAACUACAACGAAAUGUGAUAUCGGAGGGAGGCGCGUUACAAGUGAUAAAGAGAUUAAAUAGAACUGGAUAGAUAAAAUUGUGAAAGCAUACAACUGUCAGGCACAAAAUAUGAUCUACUCUGUACAUUCUGUGAUAAUUUUAUGUAAUUUGUAAAAAAAAUAAAACGGAUGCGCUGAGACUUACCUGUUUCACGAAAUAAAAGAUAUUCUGCGUCGACGGUUACU
Ceratina calcarata is the source of this 3144-nucleotide messenger RNA. RefSeq names its product galactoside 2-alpha-L-fucosyltransferase 3. Gene Ontology annotation, biological process: carbohydrate metabolic process. Gene Ontology annotation, cellular component: membrane. Gene Ontology annotation, molecular function: galactoside 2-alpha-L-fucosyltransferase activity. The record is from RefSeq and is a predicted model, not a curated record. Bases 482 to 1486 code for a protein of 334 amino acids. NCBI's taxonomy places the organism in Eukaryota, Metazoa, Arthropoda, Insecta, Hymenoptera, Apidae. The transcript is spliced from 3 exons.